Molecule: messenger RNA, 2557 nt
Organism: Myxozyma melibiosi
Lineage: Eukaryota; Fungi; Ascomycota; Lipomycetes; Lipomycetales; Lipomycetaceae
Product: transport protein Avl9-domain-containing protein
Exons: 5
Coding region: 289-2403 (704 amino acids)
Cellular component (GO): cytoplasm
Source: RefSeq, a predicted model, not a curated record
AUCGCGAGCACAAACCCCAAAAUUACUGCUGUCGGAACUUAAUCAACCUCGACCACCGCUCGCUUCCCAUCAACUUCAACAUACACUCAACUACUCAUCAACUACUACUUCAACUAUUUAUCGUUGCUUUUACUUCUUUCCACUUCAAUUCUCUUCUUCUUCUUCUUUUUCUUCUAUUGUUCUUUUUCACUUAUUCUUCCUCUUCUCAUUCAUACCAUCUACUUCAUCCAACUCAUCCUCCUCUUCCGAGUCCUGCACCCUCACAUAUCCUAAUAUGCCUUUGAUGCCAUGAGCGACAACGAAUCUUCUACCUCUGACGAAGGCCUCAUCGUCGGCGUCUGCGUUGUUGGCUUUCAUCACACUCGCGGCCCCGAAGUCGAAUACUGGAUCGGCGAAAAUGGCAAGGACAUGUCCACAAGGUGGCCAAACCUCCCCUUCCAGAGCUUACCCGAUGGCUCUCACUCUCACGAGGAAGAUUACUCGUACUUCACCCUCAUCUACGAGCCAACCCCAGACGAACCUGACAAGGAAAAGACAACCUACUUUGGCAUCUCCUGCAACCGCCAAAUCCGCACCACCGAGCUCGUCGUCAAAGCCGCCGACGUCACUCGCUCGACCGUCCAGAAAUCCGUCGUCGUCGUCGCCCGCAAACCAAUCUUUGGCCCGAUCCGCGAAAAGCUGGCGGUCGUCACCCGUGCUUACUUCUUGCAAGCAAACUUCGAAGACCGCACAAUCAUCAAAAACCUCUACGACAACCUCGUCCAGCUCUUCCACAGCGGCAUCUGCGAAGCUGAUCUCUACAACGGCAUGACCCUGCGCGAACUCGUCCACCGGUUCUCUUGGAAAACUCUUGUGCUUUUCAAAGCGCUUAUUCUUGAACCCAAAAUCCUCUUCUUUGGAUCAAACACUGAGCUCCUUUGCUCAAGCCAAUUCUCGCUCGUCAGUCUGAUCCCGGGCCUCAUCGAGCAUCUGCAAGACUGCGCUUCGCCUGCAAUGGACUCCUACGAACGCUCUGUUCAGAAAUCAACCUCUCUUCGCAGUAGUGACCGCGCUUCCCUUCUCGCGUUUAUGGGCCUUCCACUACAAGUCUUUGGCAAAGGCGGGAUGUUCAAUCCCUACACUCCUCUGCAGCAGCUAGAAACCCUGACCAGCGAAGACACCAAAUUCUACCUCAUCGGCAGCACAAACUCCCUUCUCCUAUCGCAAAAGCACAAGUUCGCCGACAUCCUCGUCAACGUCGACGAUAACACCGUCGAGAUCCUCAACCCCGAUCUCGAAGCUCCUCUGCAUCUGACGACCAACGAUCGCCGCUGGAUCGACGGCAUCGCUAAAGCUGUCAAUGAGUCCUGGACUGAUGACGGGGAUGGGAAUAGUGCUUCGGUCAUGUUUGUCGGUAGUGAGGAUUAUAUCCGUUGGCAGUUUGAAGACUACAUCAUGGCCCUCUUAUCUUCCGUCAAGUACGAUCAGUUUCUCCAGAAAUACGGCAAUCCUCCUCCACCAGAAGUUCUCCUGCCCACUAUCGAAGGCAACCCCGUCACCGAAUUCAACCUCGACUUUGUCUUCCGCUGGAAACGCACAAACAACUACAAAAUCUUCCAAUCCAACACCGACGAAGAACUCUUCGACGUCGUCGAGCCCCGCCACUCCUACGGCGGCGGCCUAUCGCUCGAAGACGUGCAGCGCAAAGUGGCCCAGCAGAUGCAAAACCUGGCGCCCGCGCGCGAGGCGCUCGCGAAAACUUUCGUCACUGGCGGACAAAAGGUGUCGACUGCAUUUGGGAAUUUCUGGAGCGAGAUUGAGAGUAUGAGAGAGAAAGAACGGAUGAGGAAAGAGGUGCAGAAGAAAGAGCAGAAGAAGAAAGCAGCAGCAGCGGCGGCGGCCGAAGCUGAAGAGGACAGGAAAGAUGCAGGGUCUCCUGGAUCUGGAUCAACUAUAUCUUCCAAGAGAUCACAGCACAUCACCGUCUCGGAUCCUUCUUACCUGACAAGCUGGUCACGCUGGGCAGCGGAUAAGCGACGCCAGGCAUUCGGCAGCACGCGUUCGACCUCCUCAUCAAAGCUGAGCUACAAGACCUCAUCAUCAUCCACAACCAAGCCUAGCGAAACCAGAGUUGCGGACGCACCUCUGUCGCGGAAAAGAAGCCAAUCAAGCGACCCUGCAUCGUCAACAGAGCAAGCUACCACGCCAUCCCCCGCCGCUCUAGAAUCCGAAUUUGAAGAAAUCUCGCUUUCUGCUUCCCGAUCUAAAUCGCCGGACUCUGAACACUCCAGUCUUGACCCCCCUGAAGAAGACGACGACGACCACGACAACAUUGACGAUGACGAUGACGAUGAUGACGAACAUACCUACACGCCUAUCUCCAGCGACGACAUCAAUCCCUGGAAAGGCAUUCAACAGCAGUGACCUGCAUAGCGCGGGAGUGAAAAAGCAUGCAUUUGAGAAUUAGUACGAGUUUACCUACAUUGUUGCAUUUUCUUUCGUUUUAUCCCACAUCACUAUUACUAUAUGCUGUAAAGUCCGUUUCUCAUGUACAGUAGUAAUUGAAGCUAAUGAGCAU